GGUCUACGGUGAGGAGGGGCGACGCAGCCUGCGGCGGGGCCUGAAGUCAUCGGCUGCGCCGCUGAAGCUGCCAGUACCACCGUCGCUACACCCCAGAUAGUGGAAGGGAAGAUGGAGCCGGUGACCGCUGCUACUGACAGCGGGGAGCGGCCGGGGGCCCCGGUGGGCGCAGGCCUGUCGGCCUCCCAGCGUCGAGCGGAGCUGCGGCGCAGAAAGCUCCUCAUGAACUCCGAACAGCGCAUCAACCGGAUCAUGGGCUUCCACAGGCCCGGGAGUGGCGCGGAAGAAGAAAGUCAAACAAAAGCAAAGCAACAGGACAGUGAUAAACUGAACUCCCUCACCAUUCCUUCAGUGUCAAAGCGAGUAGUGCUGGGUGAUUCGGUCAGUACAGGAACAGCUGACCAGCAGAGUGGUGUGGCAGAGGGAAAGGGGACUGAGCUGGGAGACAAACUGGACUCUUUCAUUAAACCGCCUGAGGGCAGUAACGACGGGAGCCUGGAGCUCCGGCAGCGGAACAGAGGGGACCUGACAGCAGACUCUGUCCAGAGGGGGUCUCGCCACGGCUUAGAACAGUACCUCUCCAGAUUUGAAGAAGCAAUGAAGCUAAGGAAACAGCUGAUCAGUGAGAAACCCAGUCAAGAGGAUGGAAACACAGUGGACGAAUUUGACUCUUUCCGAAUAUUUAGAUUGGUGGGCUGUGCUCUUCUCGCCUUUGGAGUCAGAGCUUUUGUUUGCAAAUAUUUGUCCAUAUUUGCUCCAUUUCUUACUUUACAACUUGCAUACAUGGGACUAUACAAAUAUUUUCCCAAGGGUGAAAAGAAGGUAAAGACAACAGUGCUAACAGCUGCCCUUCUGUUAUCUGGGAUUCCUGCUGAAGUGAUAAAUCGAUCGAUGGAUACCUACAGCAAAAUGGGCGAAGUUUUCACUGAUCUCUGUGUCUACUUUUUCACUUUUAUCUUUUGCCAUGAACUGCUUGAGUACUGGGGCUCUGAUGUACCAUGAAGCCCGCAGAACUCAGAAGGAGAAACUUACAGAAAACCAGUUUCUCUUCCGUACUGCCAAGUCUCUAAAGGCGGCAAACCGGUUUACACCUUUAUGUAACUCUCACUUUGUAGGAGUUGUGAACUACUUCAUUAGGAAUGGAAUGGCAGUUUCCUUGAUUUGAAAGGGUUGAGUUUGUAUUAAUACUGAUGUGAAGAAUAGAGUACCAGUGUCAUCAACUGAUCUUUCUUUAGUUAGAAUCCCUAGUCUACACCAUUCCCUGGGUUCUCAGAUUUGUAAUUCCCUUGCAGGCUGAGCUAGUGCUUUGAGGGGAGCAGAGGAAGGUGGUCUCAGCCAGCCCCUUGUAAUCAGGGACUGCAUCUUGUAUUUAUGUUCUGUUCUGAGAAAUGGAGCCAUCUUAAAAAUAAAAUGAAAGAAACUACAUUGUCUAAUGUUAAAUCUGCACAUUUUAAUUUAUAAUUGCUCAAUAAGAUAGCCAUUUGUCUCUUUUCUUGUUGAAUCAAUAUCUUAAUUCUUACUCCAGUGCAAAUAUUGUAAUGGGAGAAAGGAUUAAGAUUCAUACAUGUAAAAUUGGAAGGUAUUUGUGAAAUUUUGAAUUUUUAUUUAUGAAAAAUGUCUUAUUACCCAUCUCAGAAUUGGAAUUUUUCACUUUUGAGUUUUUAGCUUUCAGAAGUAUGUAUUUUAAGCAAACUAGACUAUAAUGAUUAGAUAUAAAAAUGGGAUGUGAAGAACUGACUGAGGUAUACAACUCAAUAGCAUAAAUAUCCCUUUAACUUGGUAAUACUAUUAUAUUUGGAAGGUUUGUAUUAAAAGAGUAUGAAACCUAAGUGUUAUAUUGCUUGGUAUUACGUUUUCUUACAGAUUUUUGUAUGGUCUAUUUGAUUAAUCCUUGUGAUAUUAAAAACAUACAUCCUUUUUUUUAAUUACUCACAAAGUCUUGAUUUUUGUCACUUUAUUUUGAAUCAGAAUAAUGCAGAGUAAAUGUAAGUGAGGUCUAGGCCUCUGACUUAGGAUAAGAUUACAAGCACGCGCUUUUUCUGAUCCCGUGAGGAAUCUAUUCUUGAUUGGAAAGCAUCCUUGAUUUGUCACAUCUCGCCCACCCUCCAGCCUCUGGGAACACUAGUAGUCUUCAAUUGCACGUUUUUACUUUUCUUGUCUCUU
This is a messenger RNA of Phyllostomus discolor (pale spear-nosed bat), 2163 nucleotides long. RefSeq names its product calcium modulating ligand (gene CAMLG). Gene Ontology annotation, biological process: tail-anchored membrane protein insertion into ER membrane. The coding region runs from base 112 to 1002 and encodes 296 amino acids. The record is from RefSeq and is a predicted model, not a curated record. Lineage: Eukaryota; Metazoa; Chordata; Mammalia; Chiroptera; Phyllostomidae. Gene Ontology annotation, cellular component: GET complex. The transcript is spliced from 4 exons.